This is a messenger RNA of Candida albicans SC5314, 618 nucleotides long. RefSeq lists its product as uncharacterized. The coding region runs from base 1 to 618 and encodes 205 amino acids. The record is from RefSeq and is a predicted model, not a curated record. NCBI's taxonomy places the organism in Eukaryota, Fungi, Ascomycota, Pichiomycetes, Serinales, Debaryomycetaceae. The transcript is spliced from 2 exons.
AUGUCACAUGAUGUCCGUAAACGGAUACGUUCUGAAUACAAAUUUGUCAAUGCAUUUACUCCUUUUUUAUUGAAUCAACAACUGUACGACCAAGACGAACACCGGCGGCUAUUUUCUCAAUUGCCUAAAUUACCUCCACAAUUAGGACAAAGUAUUCUUGAAUUCAUUGAUAAUGCCCCUGUGUCAAUAACAACAAUAACGACACCCACAAUAGAAAUAUGUCAACUGAGAAACGAUCUUGGAGAAAAUAUACCUGUAAAACCUAAAUCUUCGGCCCGUAAAAAACCUAGUUUGAAACAGGCACAUUUCAAAAUUUUAUCUCGUCGUUGUUGUCGCCCCCACAAAAAUAGUAACACCACCAGCGCCACCACCACCAACAACAACAACGACGAUGAAGAGGACAAUUAUCAAAUUAGAAGUUCAUCAUCUAUACCAGGUGAUGAUACUGAAGAAAUUCAAGUUCAAUUAGUGUAUAAUAAAUCCAAUACUCCAAAAUAUCUUGGUCAAUUCAUUAAUGUAUAUCUGGAUAAUCGAUUAAAACGUCAAUGUAAAUCAUGUCCUGCCAUGUAUACUGAUUUGAAAGGAUUUAAUCGACAUUAUGAAAGCAAACAUUUAUAA